Paraphaeosphaeria sporulosa is the source of this 516-nucleotide messenger RNA. RefSeq lists its product as uncharacterized. Bases 1 to 516 code for a protein of 171 amino acids. The transcript has a single exon. The record is from RefSeq and is a predicted model, not a curated record. Lineage: Eukaryota; Fungi; Ascomycota; Dothideomycetes; Pleosporales; Didymosphaeriaceae.
AUGUCAACAUGGCUCCAGGCCAUUGGACGUAUCUGUCGUUACGGUCAGACCCAUCCAUGUCUUGUUAUUCAACUGUACAUGCACAACACCUUUAAUGAGAACCAGAAUGUUCAUGCGACCAACAACUUCCUGUCCACAUUUUGGGCCGGCUUAGAUGUGGAGAACCUGGACCAGAUUGGUAUCGACCACAACCGUAUGGAUGGCAACUAUUGUUUUUGGAAGAACAAGAUAUAUCCCAAGGACGACCCCAGUUUGCCUACAGUUAUCCGCAAACACCCCCUAACAUCUAACCAACUCGUUCAUAAGCUCUUCUCGAUGCAGGACCAUGUAACGGUCGAGAUCAAGGAGACUGGGAUAGGUCUGGAGGGCGUGAAGGGUAAGGAUGUUAUGACACGCUCCCAGGUUGUCGAGCACAAGGCCACUCCCCCAUUGACACCAAAAAAGCCCAGAGCUCCUGUAAUCGACAAUGAUGCUCUCGCGAGCACUGCCCUUGCAGCGAUUACAUCUCCACAUUAA